Molecule: messenger RNA, 1380 nt
Organism: Tilletiaria anomala UBC 951
Lineage: Eukaryota; Fungi; Basidiomycota; Exobasidiomycetes; Georgefischeriales; Tilletiariaceae
Exons: 4
Coding region: 225-1169 (314 amino acids)
Biological process (GO): mRNA splicing, via spliceosome
Cellular component (GO): U1 snRNP
Molecular function (GO): U1 snRNA binding
Source: RefSeq, a predicted model, not a curated record
GACCGCAACAAUUUGUACCAAGGUGAGGCUUCAGGCUCGAUCUUGCUCCUCUUUGUUCGGGACGCACUGCAGCACCGAGGCAAGCUGCUCAACAGCAUCCCAGUAUUGUUUCCAGCUACCAACAAGCCUCCACCCUGCGGACACGAGUCCUCAUCCGCUCCGACCAGCAUCAUUUCUUCGAAGCUAGCCUGCAACGCGAUUUGAAAUAACAUUGGAUAGACAAAAUGUCGUCAAUAACUCCCAAUUCGUCUCUGUAUGUCAAGAAUAUCAACAACAAAGUGAAAAAGGCAGAGCUGCGCUCCCAACUCUACGCACUGUUCAAUGCCUAUGGUCGCAUCAUUGAUGUAGUCGCAACACGGUCCAAGGGCAUGUCGGGCCAGGCGUUCAUAGUGUUUGCCGACUUGGCGAGCGCGACCGCCGCACUGCGCAGUCUGAACGGGUUUGAAUUCUACGACAAGCAGCUGCGGAUUGACUAUGCGCAGACAAAGUCACGAGCCACAAUCAUCCAUGAGCUCGGGCACGAGGCGCUGUUCGACGCGAAAAUUCUCGCGACGACCAAGAAGAGCGGCAGCGAAGGCUCUGGCUCUGCCUCAGCCGCUGGCGGGCGCGUGACAUUCUCGAGUGCACAGGGGAAGGGAAAAGCGGGUGCAAAAAAGCGAGGGCGGGACGAAGAUGACAGUGGUGAAGAAGAGGACGAAGAUGACGAAGGCGACGACGUGGACGAGAGCCGAUCACGACGAAAAGCGCAAAAAACCGAGGACGAUGGAAAAGAAGAUGAAGGGAGCGAUGACGGCGAAGCGAUGCAAAUGGUGGACGAAGAUGAGGAUGCAGAUGACGCCGGUGUGGCGCUCGGUCCGCCGCUACCUGAAGCAGGAGGUGUGCCGAACGACACGCUUUACUGCCCAGACCUACCGGAUGAUGUGACAGACGAGAUGCUAGGCGUGCUUUUCGGGCAAUACCCGGGUCUUUCGAGCGUCUCGAUCGAAGAACCUGCCGCAUCAGCAGUCCCAACCGGCGGGAGGAGGACCAAGAAGGCAGUGGCAGCGGUCAAGUACGCAUUCGUCAAGUAUGAGAGAAUGCAGCAAGCGACCAAAGCCAAAGAUGCGUUGCAUCAGUUCAAGUUGGCACCGAAGAAGGUGCUGUCUGUGCAUUAUGCUAAAAGGGGCUGAUUAGCGUCACAUUGUUUCGUUACGGACGUACAUACAUCCACAACCACAGGCAUUGCCCUUCAUGAAGAUUACGCAUGUUUUUUCUGGUGAAAUGAGCUUACUUAGCAUUGGGGUGCAGGCAAGGAACAGACUGCAAGGCUAGAUGGGCUCGCCAACAAGGCUCUAUGUAUUACAUUAAAGCAUCGCUCUAUAAGGUGCUAAGUUGUUGCUG